GGGCUGGACCUGAUAUUUCUUGUUAACGCUGGCCCAGAAUAUUUUAUAAACUCUUCGAACAAACCAACCAGUUUUUCCGUUGACGCCAUUCAUCAUUUCAUCCUUCAAAUUAUCAGGACAAGAAGAUGACAGGUGAAUUACAGUUACAACGAUUUGAUGAUCAGAACCCUAGCGACUUAGAUCCUCUAAUUGAUAAUCGGAGUGAGAUAUUAAAGGAUGUUGUUGAUGAUCAUCAUGUUGAUGAUAAUGAUAAGGAUGAUGUCGAAGAUGGCUCUGUUCCGUGUUGUCGAAUUUGCCUCGAAUGUGACGUUGAUGCCGAUGAUGAUAAUGAUGGUGAAUUGAUAUCUCCCUGUAUGUGCAAAGGCACCCAGCAGUUUGUGCACCGCAUAUGCCUGGAUCACUGGCGCUCAGUCAAGGAAGGAUUUGCAUUCUCGCAUUGUACAACUUGUAAAGCUCAGUUUCAUCUUCAAGUUGUAAAAUUGGAGGACAACUCGUGGCGCAAAAUAAAAUUUCGACUCUUUGUGGCGAGAGAUGUGUUCCUUGUGUUUUUAGCAGUACAAACUGUGAUUGCAGUAAUCGCUGGUCUGGCGUACCUAUUGGACAAGGAUGGAUCUUUUAGGAACUCGUUUGAUGAUAGCUGGGAUCGUUUACUUUCAAAGCAUCCUAUACCAUUCUACUAUGUUAUAGGAGUGCUGGGCUUCCUUGUGCUGCUUGGAUUUUUCGGGCUCAUACUGCAUUGCUCCUCUUUUAACAGCAGUGAUCCUCGAAUGGCUGGCUGCCAGAACUGCUGUUAUGGAUGGGGAAUCCUAGAUUGUUUUCCUGCAUCCAUGGAAGCAUGCUUCGCACUGGUUCUCGUGUUUGUUGUAAUUUUUGCUAUUCUUGGCAUUGCAUAUGCCUUCCUUGCUGCCACAAUGGCCAUUCAAAGGAUCUGGCAGAGACACUACCACAUCCUCACCAAAAGGGAGCUUACGCAGGAGUACAUAGUAAAGGAUCUUCAUGGCUGUUACACUCCUCCAAAACUGGAUCCAGAGCACGAAGCGCGCUUGAAAAUGCUGAAGCUUCUAUAGCCUUGUGGAAUUAGAGCUGCGAACAUUCUUAACUCUGGUCUGGAAGCUGUAUUCUGAAAAUACGCGUUUGGAAGGGCUUUUUUGUGAAAAGUUAUUGUCGUAUAUAUAGUUUUGUAAGGGAAUGUUACAUUUUUUAUGUACUUCUUACUGAUGAUUACUUGAAUGGAGUCGCCAGAUUCUCAAUGGAGUUGACAA
Molecule: messenger RNA, 1262 nt
Organism: Daucus carota subsp. sativus
Lineage: Eukaryota; Viridiplantae; Streptophyta; Magnoliopsida; Apiales; Apiaceae
Exons: 7
Coding region: 126-1067 (313 amino acids)
Molecular function (GO): zinc ion binding
Source: RefSeq, a predicted model, not a curated record